AUAUUGCCAGCUAAAGGAAUUUCUUAAUUAAAGCCAGUCAUCAUUCAGAGAUCUCUUCAGGUCACUUAAUGCCCAAGAUACAGUGUUUGCAGUUUUGCAAAAAAUUUAGAGCUGGUGUCACUGGCAAGAAUUAGAGCAAACGGUUCAGACUAGACAUCGACAGAGAUGUCUUCUAUGCCUAAAAAUACUGAGGAUAAUGAUCAUGCCAGCCACUCUCAACAACAACACCUUCAUGCCCAUUUUCAAUUACCUGCCUCAGAAGAUGAUCUGAAUGCUCAUGACUCAAAGAUCCUACUGGAGCCAAUAGAUGAUGAAAAGUUUAAUGUCAGGCUAGGAUUUCUACAAUAUAAACAUGUUUAUGAAGUGCGUUUUAACUUACCAGAUGAUGUUGGGGAUGAACUGACGUCAGAUCCCUUGCAGAACCUUAACGUUAAAAUAGAAUCAACAGAACCUUUAAAAGAAGGCAAGGGUCAUACUAUUGUGUUAACAUUUAGGGCUGUGAAAGAAAAGAUCAUGCAGGAGAGCAUAACUCUUCAAAGUAAAAGUGACCCUAGGAAGGUCAUCCUCCUUGUCUUACAUGCUCGUGUACUAGGUAAAGGCAAAGGAACACCCUCGCUGAAGAAGGGUAUACACUGUGUGAGGAUAGAGUGGGAUGAAGAAUCUGAUGCUAGCGACUGUUUCAAGUGCAUCCUAUCUUGAUGGUCAUUUUGGUCAGUAAACUGGUGCUCAGGACUGAACGAGGUUUUUAUGUGAUGGUAUCAAUUGUUUGCUGUGAAGUUAGGUAAGAUGCUCAACAUCAAAGAGUCCAAUUUGUUUUUUGAAACUUUUACUUGAGUUUGACAUUGAGAUUUUAUCUUCUGCAAACUAGAAUCACCAUGGACACUAUUUUAUAUGUUGUAUUUAUUAUCAAUUACUUUUAUUUAAAAAGAAGUAAUAACAACAUCAAUGUAUUAAUAAUUUGCAUUCAAUUUUAAGAAAUGUAAUCUUAAGCAUGAUAAUAAAUUUCUUUUAUUUUUGUCUUUUAAAGUAGUGAAAUAUUAUUAGUUACGUAAACAAUUUCAUUGUAUUCAGAGUCCAAAGCUUUAACAUAUUUUCUAUCUUAAGUAUUUGUUGCUGUUAUAAACGUACAAUUAGAACUUUGUUUUGUUGUCCUUUGAUUGGUUCAUAUCUUGACCUUCAGUUCUUUUUUUUUUUAAACACAUCUUUGUUUUUUUAUUUUUAUUACUUUUUUUAAUUUUUAUUUUUCAUUCCAUGAGUCUGUAUCAGUUGAAUUGAUGACUUUCAUGACACAUUGUUUAGAGAAGUUAAGAUUGAAAGUUUUCAUCAGACCUGCCGCCAGAUUAUAUACAAUAGUUCAUGAAGGAAAGUCACCAGAGUUUGUCUCUACAUUGAUUGGAAUAAUGUCAGUAAACUCUAGGGCUCUCAAUAGUGUGUCAUUAUGUGAGAGGUAGAAAAGUGUUUUAUACUGCUGCUUUGUUUCUUCUUGUUUUUGUUUUUUUUUAAGGACAAAAAUGAAUGUCUAAUAUUUAAUUAAGUCUCAAGAGGCAAUGGCUGGCCCUUACAGCUGUUCAUGUGGCCUUGUAGAGCUGAUUCUAUUGAUUGGUCUAACUUUUAGAACAUGUGUAAUUAGAUUUUUUUUUCUCAACUCUCGUGAGACAUGAUGUCAUUUUUUGUUUGAUAUCUCAUUAAGUCUGGACUAAUUUCAUACACAAAUACUUUGUACAUUUUUGAUUGCCGAAUCUCCAAAUGACCUCAGAUUUUAUGACAUGAUCAUUUUGUAACACCACCAUUUAAUAAAUAUUUUUAUUUCAAGAAUUUCUAA
Biomphalaria glabrata is the source of this 1822-nucleotide messenger RNA. RefSeq names its product UPF0687 protein C20orf27 homolog. Bases 166 to 699 code for a protein of 177 amino acids. Lineage: Eukaryota; Metazoa; Mollusca; Gastropoda; Planorbidae. The record is from RefSeq and is a predicted model, not a curated record. The transcript is spliced from 6 exons.